GUACGCGGAGGGUUCAGACGAGUACCAGGUCUUCCAGGCUUUCCCCUCCGGCGGUGACUGGGCCGCCACAGUCACGGGCCUCCCCAAUGGGCAGGUCGCGCGCGUGCAGUGCAGGGGCUACUCGGCGGAUCUUUCGAUCGUCGUGGCAUCGAGCGUGUCGGACAGUUUCGCUUGUGGCCAUGCGGUCGCCGCCCUGUACGAGCUGCGGGGCAACGACGGGCUCGCGGGCCUGACGCACGCUGAGCUGCGCGGCUUCCUCGAGGGCCAGUUGGCCGGCGUGGCCCUCGAGAGCAUCUUCGUUGCCACGUCCACAGACGGUGGCAGCAGCUUCAACACGUGCCUCGGGGGCGCGGCCCAGGGGCUUCAGGGGACACGCAGGCUGUCGAGCAGCGCCUCGAGCCUCCAGGUGCAGGCCCGGGUCCUCGUCAAUGAUACGUCCGACCAGGGCAUUGGCGCGAUCAUGGAAACGAUGAGGACCUUGACGACUGGUAACUUGCAGAGUUGGGCUGCCACCGCCAGCGUCGGCGACGUCACUGCCGAGAUGCUCUCGCAGCCGGAAGUUCUCAGCUCCCAGGACAGUGACUCCACGCUCGGGUCCCUGGAAGUCAUCGCCGAGGGGUUUGGCCACUCGGAUCCGAUGUUAGAGCCCCCUUUCGACGCCUCGUACGGCGGACCCUAUUCCACGAACGUGACGAGCGUGUGGUUCAAGGUGGUGCCUCGUGCGAGUAGCGAUUCGGCCCACUCGGUGUUGAUCAAUGGCGAAGAGACUGGGCGGUCUUACGAGAUCGAGGACGUAUACCCCGCGCGGAUGGGCUUCACUAUCACUGUCACCGCGGCCGACCGGGUAAGCACGUCGACCUAUUUCAUCUGGGUUUCAUAUCCUGAAGUACCUUGCUCGGCCACUUGCCACAACGGGUAUUGUAAUGGCCUCUCUGGACAGUGCGAGUGCAGAGAAGGCUACUCUGACGGCACUUCUGCCUGCAGCGCAUUCUGCCCAGGCUCCGGGGGCACGUGCAGCGGCCACGGCAAGUGCUGCGACGUCCACGUGCUGUCCCAGCCCCUGGCGGUGCAGGAGUCGCUCGGCUGCUCGGCAGACUUCAUCGACACGUGUGCGUGCGACCUCUCCUACACCGGCGAGGGCUGCUCUCGGCGCGAGUGCCCAGACUGCCAGAACGGCAGGCCCUGCUUGAAUGGCACUCAGGACCUGGAGUCCGCCUGGACGUGCGACUGCGGGGAUGGGUUCACUGGCAACCUCUGCCAGCACAGGAAGUGCCCGAACGACUGCUCCGGGAACGGGGUCUGCGACACGGACACCGGAGAGUGCGCUUGCAGCGAGGGCUGGGAAUUGGCAGACUGCAGCUGGGAAGCUGCCAGCACCGUGCCCAUCGAGAACGCCGUGGAGGUGCAGCUCGUGUGGGGCAUAUCCGAGUACAACCAGUCCCGCCAGGCAGUGUACGACCUAGGCUUCCGCCUCGAGGACGCCACGACGCAGCGCUGGCUCCUGGACACCUGCGCCGCGGCGCUCGCAGAGGCGAGGCUGCAGGUGCGCCCGGAGAUACAGUGCUGGAUCGAUAAGUUCGCAGCAGACAUGAACGCCACGGUGGGCUUCCCGGUGGACGAGGCCGAUCUAGGCGAGCAGCUCGUGUCUUGGUUUGGGGAGUCGACAAAUCAGGACUACAUGCUCGAUGUCGGCACCGCUGAUGCAGGCUAUUCGGGACGGGUGAGGUAUGCCCAGGUGCGCAUGAGAAUCAACGUCAGGCAGUCGGCCACUGCACACGACCUGGAGGCAGAGUACUUAGAAUGGGCGGAUUUCGUGGACAGGAGGAACGCCGCCGCUCCAGCUGGUGCAAAGAUGCUCAUGGUGUCGUCUGCAUGGACACGGAUGGACACCGAACUAUCCAUGGUGAGAUCGUCAACUCUUUCGGUGGCCCUUUCCAUAGCGAUCAGCUUUGGGGUAGUCACCCUCUUCACGGGCAACCUGCUCCUCUCGGGCUACCUUGUCAUGACCAUCAUCCUGGCAAUGAUGGCCCUGUUCUUCUGCCUGACUUGGAUUGUCGGCAUGGAGUUCGGGCCGAUCCAGAUCAUCUCCGAGGCCGGAGGACUAUACCCUGCACACGUGCCACGGCUACCACGAGUCUGCCCACGACACCGCUCGGGGGAAGGCGACGGACGCUCUGAUGCGCGUGGGCCCAGCCAUCCUGGGUGGCGCCCUGACGACGGCCGGGGCGACCGUGUUCUUGUUUCCCUGUUGGAUACUGCCCUUCUGAGGGCUCGGUGUCAUGCUCUUUCUCAACACCCUGAUCACCCUGGUCCUGACGUUCUUCUUCCUGAUUCCGCUGCUGAUGGUCGCGGGGCCCCGCGGGGAGUGCUGCGACAUCUACGCGGUGCUCUUCUGCCGCGCGGUCCGGAGGGCCCUGCAGUCGCCCGACGAGGACGACGAGGACUCGGAUUGCGAGCCAUCGACGCCUAUCUCGCGGCCACAGAUCCUCGAGGGGGGCGGCCACGCCAUCCCGGACACCGCCGAGGCGGAGAAGGAGGAGGACGAGGGGAACGAGCCGGAGGAGGGCAACGAGCCCGUCGGUGUCGCCCACAAGCCCUCCAUCACACCGCCAUCGACCGAGGGCGUGGGCGAGGCCGCCGACGCCAGGGCCUCGUCGGGCGGUGGCCCAGAGGACAGCUGGUCCGGAGCGUGCUCGGAGACGGGCGUCCUCGAGGAGGAGUCGCCAGCCGCGUCUGGCAGGCCCGACGAGGGCGCGGUGGCGGUGCUGGAGGCGCCCGCGGCCCGCGAGGAGCAGCCGCCGGCCGCGCCCCACCAGCCCGACGAGGGCGCGGCGGCGGAGCUGGAGGCGCCCGGCGCGGCGCCGCAGGAGGCGCCCCUGACAGCUCGCUCCAUGGUGGUGGGGAUCUAGACCCGGGUCUAUGA
Prorocentrum cordatum is the source of this 2923-nucleotide messenger RNA. The record is from the annotation of a GenBank genome assembly. Lineage: Eukaryota; Dinophyceae; Prorocentrales; Prorocentraceae.